UUUUCCUUCCUCCCCUCCCUCCCCUUUCCCAGCGCUGAUCCUGACGGCAGCCAAUCGCCCACCUUUUUUUCACCCAGUUGCCGGGGCGAAGCAAAAAGUUUGCAGGGGGAAAUCGCCGCCGCCGCCGCGGGUUGAAAAAGAGCCGGACUUACAAAAGAAAAGCACGAAAAGAGGCGCAGAGAAAUUCAUCUUUCUUCUGUUUUUUUGUUUUGUUUUGUUUUGAAACCCAGCGAAAGAUUUCCCCCCUGAAGGGGGAAGAAGGGGCACCGCAGCAGCAGCAGCAGCUCAGUCCGCCCUCGCAGGAUUUUCCUUCCUUCCUUCCUUCGGCCAGCGGGGGUUACUGGCCAGGAAAGCGAAAUCGGGCAGGCUGCCUUUGCCCUCUUUCUCUCUUUGCUUUUUUUGCCUAGCGCUGCGGUCUCUCCGUUAGAGAGAAGGCGAAAGCAGCGGCGGCAGCAGACAGAAGCAGAGCGGCCGCAGCCCUCGUGUGCGCUGGUCUCCCUCGCCUGCUUUGGCUCGGCAGCUCCCGGGCUCGGCGACGCACAGCGAAGAAGAAGAGGAGCAGGAGGAGGAGAAGAAAGUUUUCUUCGGACUUGUCUGCCCCCCCCCCCCGAGAAAGCCGAGGCCCUGGAGUGAGGCGACGACGAGGGGACACCACCUCCUUUUCCCUCCCUCUCUCCAACCCGGAGGGGAGCCGCUCCUGCCGCCGCUGCACCGCCGCGCGAUGGCUGCCGAGCUCAGCAUCGGCCCCGAGCUGCCCACCAGCCCCCUGGCCAUGGAGUACGUCAACGACUUCGACCUGAUGAAAUUUGACGUGAAGAAAGAGCCGCUCGGCCGAGCCGAUCGCUCCGGCCGUCACUGCACCCGCCUCCAGCCCGCCGGCUCGGUGUCUUCCACCCCCAUCAGCACCCCUUGCAGCUCGGUGCCCUCCUCGCCCAGCUUCAGCCCCACCGAGCAGAAGACGCACCUGGAGGACCUCUACUGGAUGGCCAACAGUUACCAGCAGAUGAACCCUGAGACGCUCAACCUGACGCCGGAGGAUGCCGUGGAAGCCCUCAUCGGGUCCCACCAAGUGCCCCAGCAGCUCCAGAGCUUCGAGAGCUUCCGGGCGGCCGCUGCCCACCAUCACCACCAUCCCCAUCACCACCAUCACCACCACCACCCGUACGGAGGGGUCCCCCACGAAGACCUGUCCGGCGCCGGCCACCCGCACCAUCACCACCACCCGCACCACCACCAGGCCUCCCCCACCCCCUCUACUUCGUCCAGUUCCUCCCAGCAGAUGCAGAGCGCGCACCCUCCUCACCCUUCCUCCUCCGCCUCCUCCUCCGCCUCGUCUUCUAGCAGCGUGGAGGACCGGUUUUCCGACGACCAGCUGGUCUCCAUGUCGGUGCGGGAGCUCAACAGGCACCUGAGGGGCUUCACCAAGGACGAAGUGAUCCGCCUCAAGCAGAAGAGGCGGACCUUGAAGAACCGCGGCUACGCCCAGUCUUGCAGGUACAAGCGGGUCCAGCAGAAGCAUCACCUGGAGAACGAGAAGACCCAACUGAUUCAGCAGGUAGAACAGCUCAAGCAAGAGGUGACCCGGCUGGCCAGAGAAAGAGACGCCUACAAGCUCAAGUGCGAGAAACUGGCCAGCAAUGGUUUCCGAGAGGCUGGAUCCACUAGCGACAACCCGUCGUCUCCCGAGUUCUUCAUGUGAGUCCUUAAAAAAAAAAAACAAGACCACCCACC
This is a messenger RNA of Thamnophis sirtalis, 1731 nucleotides long. It is a transcript of the gene MAFB, whose product is annotated as MAF bZIP transcription factor B. Gene Ontology annotation, molecular function: RNA polymerase II cis-regulatory region sequence-specific DNA binding; DNA-binding transcription factor activity, RNA polymerase II-specific. Gene Ontology annotation, biological process: regulation of transcription by RNA polymerase II; regulation of myeloid cell differentiation. Gene Ontology annotation, cellular component: nucleus. The record is from RefSeq and is a predicted model, not a curated record. NCBI's taxonomy places the organism in Eukaryota, Metazoa, Chordata, Lepidosauria, Squamata, Natricidae.